CAUUCGUACAAUGUGUCUUUGCAGGUGUGGAGUUGUUUGGUUUUAUGUGUGUGUCGAGUUGUAAAGGGAGUGUUAAAUGUGAUUAUUGUGUGAAGCAGUAUAUUGAAGUUCACAGAAAAUGUCGUCGUCUUCUGUAUAUAUACUCGAUGUGAAAGGCAAAGUUCUCAUAUCGAGGAACUAUCGAGGCGACAUAGACCUUGGUGUUAUUGAGAAAUUUAUGCCGUUGCUUAUGGAGAAAGAAGAAGAAGGAAUGCUGACACCAAUACUACAAACAACAGAAUGUACUUUCGCCUAUAUAAAAUAUAACAACUUGUAUAUUGUUUCCACCACUAAGAAGAAUGCUAACAUAGCCCUGGUGUUUGUUUUCCUCCAUAAAAUAGUGCAGGUAAUGAUCGAAUAUUUCAAAGAACUAGAAGAGGAAAGUAUAAGGGACAAUUUUGUUGUAAUAUACGAGUUGCUGGAUGAGCUAAUAGAUUUUGGCUAUCCACAAACUACGGAUAGUAAAAUUCUUCAAGAAUACAUAACACAAGAAGGCCAUAAACUUGAAAUUCAACCUAGGAUUCCUAUGGCUGUCACAAACGCAGUGUCAUGGAGAUCUGAGGGUAUAAAGUACAGGAAGAACGAAGUAUUUUUGGAUGUCAUUGAAUCUGUUAAUUUGCUGGCAAAUGCUAAUGGAAACGUCCUCCGCAGUGAAAUAGUGGGGGCAAUAAAAAUGAGGGUGUACUUAUCUGGGAUGCCAGAGUUGAGACUUGGAUUGAAUGAUAAAGUUCUUUUUGAGAGCACAGGUAGAGGUAAAUCGAAGUCAGUAGAGCUGGAAGAUGUCAAAUUUCACCAGUGUGUUCGUUUAUCCAGGUUUGAGAAUGAUCGUACAAUAUCUUUCAUUCCUCCAGAUGGAGAAUUUGAAUUGAUGUCUUAUCGUUUAAAUACACACGUGAAGCCAUUAAUUUGGAUUGAAUCUGUUAUUGAAAGGCAUGCACACAGUCGGGUAGAAUAUAUGAUUAAAGCAAAGUCACAGUUCAAAAGGAGAUCCACUGCAAAUAAUGUUGAAAUUGUUAUUCCUGUGCCGGCUGAUGCAGAUUCACCAAAAUUCAAGACAACGAUAGGAAGUGUGAAGUAUGCUCCAGAGCAGAAUGCCAUCACCUGGACUGUCAAAUCAUUUCCUGGUGGUAAAGAGUAUCUCAUGCGUGCACAUUUUGGUCUUCCAAGUGUUGAAGGCGAAGAUGUAGAAGGAAAGCCUCCUAUUCAAGUCAAAUUUGAAAUUCCAUAUUUCACAACUUCUGGAAUACAAGUACGUUAUCUUAAGAUAAUUGAAAAGAGUGGUUACCAAGCGCUCCCUUGGGUUAGGUAUAUAACUCAGAAUGGUGAUUACCAACUUCGUACAAACUGAAUUCUUUAAUUUAUGACAGCUAAGUUUUAUGUGCAGAAAACUGUUGUGUGAAUGGAUAACAUUGUUAUAAUCUGUUAAAACUUUGUAAAUAUUUUUUUGAAAGAUCUAUAUUCCAUAUUGUGAACCUGUAUUCUGGAGAUGAAAUUUAGACAGUGAGAGAAUUUCAUAACUGUUGCGGUACUUGAUGUUUUAUUAAUUUUACGCAAAUCAAUGCACAUGAUCUUGUAAAGAUAUUGCACUUGACCAUUAACUGAGUGUGCAUUUAGUACUACAUUCCUGGCCACUGAUUGUAAAUUUCUUUUUGAAAAACAAGUUUCUAAUAAACAGUAUUAAAUAUUUAUUUCUUGA
Schistocerca serialis cubense is the source of this 1735-nucleotide messenger RNA. RefSeq names its product AP-1 complex subunit mu-1 (gene AP-1mu). Lineage: Eukaryota; Metazoa; Arthropoda; Insecta; Orthoptera; Acrididae. The transcript has a single exon. The record is from RefSeq and is a predicted model, not a curated record. Bases 119 to 1387 code for a protein of 422 amino acids. Gene Ontology annotation, cellular component: clathrin adaptor complex; clathrin-coated vesicle. Gene Ontology annotation, biological process: vesicle-mediated transport; intracellular protein transport. Gene Ontology annotation, molecular function: clathrin-cargo adaptor activity.